Molecule: messenger RNA, 958 nt
Organism: Photinus pyralis (common eastern firefly)
Lineage: Eukaryota; Metazoa; Arthropoda; Insecta; Coleoptera; Lampyridae
Product: DTW domain-containing protein 1
Exons: 2
Coding region: 50-958 (302 amino acids)
Biological process (GO): tRNA modification
Cellular component (GO): nucleus
Molecular function (GO): tRNA-uridine aminocarboxypropyltransferase activity
Source: RefSeq, a predicted model, not a curated record
UUUUUAGGUUAUGAACAUAAAUAAAUAAAUAUUUAAACAAAAACUUGCAAUGCCGAAUGGCACUGACGAAAUUGAUAAAACCCCUUUCGAGGGUAUGUUAAUUAACGAUGACGCAUUCCUAAAUCAAUUAGAAGGUCGCUACCCCUGCCCCAAAUGUUCAAAGUCGAGAAAGUACUUUUGUUACACCUGUUACGUGCCGGUGUCAGAGUUGGACGGAAAGUUACCAUUUGUGAAGUUACCACUUAAAAUCGAUAUCAUUAAGCAUAGAAAUGAAAUCGAUGGGAAGAGCACUGCGGCACAUGCAGCAGUGUUAGCCCAUGAGGAUGUUAGUGUGUACACUUAUCCUAAUAUUCCCGAUUAUGAUCACGAUACUGUACUGAUUUAUCCAAGCUUCGAGGCACUUACUAUAAACCAACUGUUUGAUGAACAUAGUAAAAGAGGAAUUCUCAACAUGCUGCCGAAAGGGCACAACAAAACCACCUUAAUGACUGCAAAAUCGAGGGACGACAGCAUAGAAGACUAUAUAGAUGUUAAACACAAUGGCAAUAGUAUUUUACCUGUAAAAAAAGCAGUAUUUAUUGAUAGCACCUGGAAUCAAAGCAAAGGAAUUUAUAAGGAUACCCGUAUUAAUAGCCUUAGGUGUGUCGUUUUACAGCAACGUAUUUCGCAAUUUUGGAGACAUCACAAGGGUAGUCCCAGAUGGUAUUUAUCGACAAUUGAAGCAGUUCAUCAGUUUUUAAUCGAGAUUCAUUUAAAUAUGUGGGGAUUAAAUUCUGAGUAUGAUGGAUUGAAGAAUUGUUUUAGUGAUAGAAAAGUCAACAAUUUAGUAUUAAAUAACAGUAAUUCUUAUGAUGGACAGUAUGAUAAUUUGUUGUUUUUCUUUAGGCAUAUGUAUAAACUUAUUCACACUUAUUAUGAUCAUCAAACAUUGUAUGCUUAUAAGAGACGUUUAUUAUAA